CGUGCACACGCCCUCGCCCCUGCGCCCGGCAGGCAGAGGCCGGAGGACGCGUGGGAGUUCGAGGCCAGCCACGGCUACGUGGGGGCACCUGCUACAAAACACAACACCCCAAGCAACUUCCGUCGUAGUUUAUGAGCUUGCGCACCGGAAACAAUCUCGUGUAAAAAAAAAAAAAAAAUCUAAGUGCGAAGAUUAGUGAUGGGCCGUGGCCACCCCGUGUGCUGCGGCAGUCCCGGGCAGGCUCCUCAGUGGCCGCUCCGCUGGUCUUCAGGUGCACAGUGGCUGACAGCCGAGGAGAGGAACCAACUCAUUCCUGGCUUGAAAGCAGCAGGAUGGUCGGAAUUAAGUGAGAGAGAUGCCAUCUACAAAGAGUUCAUCUUCAAAAAUUUUAAUCAGAUGGCAGUGAGCUGUGAACUACCAUGUGAGUGCCGGGAACUGAACGCGGUCCUCUGGCAAGAGCAGCCAGUGCCUACCUCUCCAGCCUGCGCUGUCCGGAGCACUGGUGUCCCGUCCUUACCUCACACGGCCUGUCUGAUGUAGACGAGAACAGGACUUGCUAACUCAGUCAUGGAAUCUUACAGGAUGACACUGAGCCAAGUUGAGGUUGUGGGAUGGCUUGUCACGCUGGGUCCUGUCACAGUAGGUGCCAGACUCACAUCUCUGGCACCAGCAGCAGGGUUUUCAGAGCCUCCUUUUUGUUGCUGUGGUCAUUUUCUAGCAGGGAGCUUGUUUUCCAAGGACAACCUGUUGGAUGGCUUUCCAUAGCCGGUUUCGCUGUACCUUCCUGAGAAAGGGACACUCACCAGGUGACACAGACAGAGCCACACUCAGCUGGGAGCAGCCCAUGCUUCACCAUUGAACAA
This is a messenger RNA of Peromyscus maniculatus bairdii (prairie deer mouse), 863 nucleotides long. NCBI's taxonomy places the organism in Eukaryota, Metazoa, Chordata, Mammalia, Rodentia, Cricetidae. The record is from RefSeq and is a predicted model, not a curated record.